GUUGCGUCGGUUAAAAUUGCGGCCAAUGCAGAAGAUACACUCAAAAACGUUCCCCCGAGUGGCGUGAGCUAUGUUCUUUUUUUACUGACGACGUGGCGGAGAAAGUUCUCGCUAUCACGAACCAAUACCGUAAGCCCUAUAGGGACCAGAUAUGGCGGUUACAUCGGGAUUAUUCAAGGUCUGACGAUCUCAGCGGCAAGACUUUGUUGGACGAACCGACCGGCAUCUAAAACUCAGCCACCAAGGUAAACAUGUGCUGCAUGCUUGUCACACUGUGGCAGCCAGGUCCAGGUACACAGUGUACCCCAUAUACAUGUAACAAAAUACCCCAUCGUUCUAUAUCUUUGCAUCGCGGAAAUAUCUUUCCACAUCGAUGGGACAAGGCCCCAUCUAUCUAAAGUCAGUAUUAUAGGUCGUAGGAACCGACUCGGGUAAGGAUUCUCGGCAUUGCCAAAGCUUGGGUUGCGAGACUGUCGAGCUGUGGUGUACGGAGUAUCCUUAGAGGUGUUGUCAGUUGGUAGUGAUCAUACCCGAUCCUCAAUAAUAUUCUAUAUACCUGAGCUUCAUCUACCUGUAGUAACUUUGAACUUUGCCCUGCUUAUCAUUCUCAAGAAUCUUCUUUGAAUGCACUGCGAGUUUAUCCAGUCUUCUCCGUGUAUUUCUCCACUAGGUAGCUUAGGGAUUGAAAACUGUCUCAGCAAUGUCUGUCACCACCAUGCAGCAAAACAACAGUGAGAUUCCCAAAACUAACGGGACGCACUCACAAGAGCCAAUGCUGGAAGUGCUCGCAUCUCAGGUGCAAGAAAAUGCGAGAAUCGUGAGCGAGUUUCUUCGAACUUCUGGCCAUACCGCACCAUCAUUUGCUAGUGAUGCUCCUGCUACAUCGCUCCCGCCUUCUGCACCUCCAGAGAUCGGUGCGGCGCGACAGGCUUUGAUGGGAGCUGCCCUUCAAAUAUUCCACCUGGCUGCCGGCCCCAGCGAGUAUCUGCCACAUCUAGCUGUUGGAUAUCAGCACAUUGCCUGCCUCCGAUGGCUCACCCAUUUCAGCAUUUUCAAGCUGGUCCCACGCGAUUCAUCCAUUUCGUAUCCUGCUCUUGCAACCGCGGCUGGAGUUUCGGUCAAACAGCUUAAGACAGUAGCUCGCAUGGCCAUGACCAACCACUUGUUCUGCGAGCCAGAGCCCAACAUGGUCGCUCACACGGCGACUUCGAUGCUUAUCGCAUCCGACUCCAGUUUUUAUGACUGGGCGUCUUUCAUGUGCGAGGCUUCGGUCCCCAUGGCAGCAAAAUUGGUAGAAGCCACCGAGAAGUGGACGGACAGUGAAGAGAAAACCCAGACGGCGUACAAUGUUGCGUUCGACACCGAUCUGCCGUUCUUCGACCAUCUCAAGACCCAGCCUGACAAGACACGGCAGUUCGCCAGCUACAUGAAGAAUGUGCAGAAGAGCGGCGGCACUGGAAUGCACUAUCUGAUUGAAGGGUUUGACUGGGCCAGCCUGGGCAAGGGGACAGUUGUAGAUGUUGGUGGUUCCAGCGGAGCAGCGAGUAUUUCACUUGCCUCCGCAUUCCCAGACCUCAACUUCAUCGUGCAGGAUCUGCCUGAAAAUGCAGCAGAUGGACAAGCAUUCCUGGCCUCACCGGAGCAACAGGAGAAGUUGGGCAAGGGGGUUACUUCGCGCAUCUUCUUCGAGGGUCAUGAUUUCUUCCAACCUCAGCCAUUCCAGGGCGCAGAUGUAUAUUUGUUGCGUAUGAUUCUGCACGACUGGCCGAAGAAAGAAGCCGUCAAGAUCCUCCAGAACAUCCUCCCCGCUCUGAAGGAUUCAUCUCGCAUCAUCAUAAUGGACACUGUUCUGCCGCAGCCAGGAUCUAUUCCAUCUGCCCAGGAGCGUCUUCUGCGAGCCAGGGAUAUGACUAUGUUGGAGGCAUUCAACAGCCUGGAAAGAGACUUGGAAGAUUGGAAGGAAUUGCUACAUUCUGUGGACGAGCGGUUGACUUUGAAGAAUGUUGUUCAGCCUAUUGGAAGCGUCAUGUCUGUUCUUGAGAUUACCCUUGGUGGACGUACCUAG
Trichophyton rubrum CBS 118892 is the source of this 2065-nucleotide messenger RNA. RefSeq lists its product as uncharacterized. Gene Ontology annotation, molecular function: O-methyltransferase activity. NCBI's taxonomy places the organism in Eukaryota, Fungi, Ascomycota, Eurotiomycetes, Onygenales, Arthrodermataceae. Bases 701 to 2065 code for a protein of 454 amino acids. The record is from RefSeq and is a predicted model, not a curated record. The transcript has 3 exons.